This is a messenger RNA of Closterium sp. Naga37s-1, 1098 nucleotides long. The record is from the annotation of a GenBank genome assembly. NCBI's taxonomy places the organism in Eukaryota, Viridiplantae, Streptophyta, Zygnematophyceae, Desmidiales, Closteriaceae.
AUGAGGAGAGGAGGUGGGGGGGUGGCCGCAGCGUCCCUUCUUACUAACCCCCACAUCCCCACCCCCAAUCAACCACCCUCCUUCAACCUCACCCCCCAUUUCAGCCACCCCCUGGAACCGCACCCCCUCCCUCCCUUCCUUCCUCCACACCCCUGCCCAACCCACAGUUGUCUCUGCCCUGUCCUUCACACUGCAGCCAGCCCUCCCACCCCCCCGCUCCCGCCACCUACCCCCCACAGUAGCAGCCGCGGGAGGGGAGAGGCAGGGCAGAGGGUGGUGCUCUGCUCGCGGGGUUCUCUGCUGGCGGGGUUCUCUGCUGGCGGGGUUCUCUGCUGGUGGGGUUCUCUGCUGGCGGGGUUCUCUGCUGGCGGGGUUCUCUGCUGGUGGGGUUCUCUGCUGGCGGGGUUCUCUGCUGGCGGGGUCUCGUGCUGGCGGCUGGCCCUGGAGCUGGUGCUGGUGCUGGCGGCUGGCCCUGGAGCUGGUGUUGGUGCUGGCGGCUGGCCCUGGUGCUGGUGCUGGCGGCUGGCCCUGGAGCUGGUGCUGGUGCUGGCGGCUGGCCCUGGUGCUGGUGCUGGUGCUGGCGGCUGGCCCUGGAGCUGGUGCUGGUGCUGGCGGCUGGCCCUGGAGCUGGUGCUGGUGCUGGCGGCUGGCCCUGGAGCUGGUGCUGGUGCUGGCGGCUGGCCCUGGAGCUGGUGCUGGCGGCUGGCCCUGGAGCUGGUGCUGGUGCUGGCGGCUGGCCCUGGCGCUGGUGCUGGUGCUGGCGGCUGGCCCUACUGGUGCUGGUGCUGGCGGCUGGCCCUGGUGCUGGUGCUGGUGCUGGCGGCUGGCCCUGGAGCUGGUGCUGGCGGCUGGCCCUGGAGCUGGUGCUGGUGCUGGCGGCUGGCGCCGGUGCUGGUGCCUGGUGCUGGUGCUGGUGUUCCGCCGCCACUCCCUUCCCCCUUUUCCUCUCUCCCCCACAGCAUUCCGCCGCCACUCCCUUCCCCCUUUCCCUCUCCCCCUACAGCGUUCCACCGCCAAUCCCUUCCCCUCCUCCCUCUCCCACCCACAGCGACAGCCGCUGCACACGCGAACAGUCGCGACGGGGGGGGGGGGGGGUGA